GCCCCCAGUCGUCCACUCCAAAUCGAAGUCGUUUCGCUCGCUGGGACUUUUUGUUGGGAUUGGGAAGUACAAGUGUCAAUGUCCCAGGAAUCGAUUCGAAGUCGCGAGUGCGAAACGACUUCGAUUUGGAGCAAAACGAUUGGGGGCGAAAAGGUCAGGGAGCGAGAUGACCGGAUACCUCAAAAUGGCCAUCAAAUAAAUCUGGCCGGCCGAGAAGACACAAAUAAAACCACUGCAGGACUAAAAUCUAUGUGCCGAAAUGUUUAAAAAACUAAAGCAGAAGAUAGAGCAAGCAGGGGACCAAUCCUCUGCCAAACCUCAAACUCCUCCUCACCCGCAAUCACAGGGAGAUCAUAGGACUUCCAAUUCUACACCUGGUUUAUCUCUGAACAGUAGAUCUGAGCCAAAGCCAGUUAUUCCCAAGCCAUCCACACCAUCACAGACUCAGGCCGAAACACCCCCUCCAAAGGCAAAGGGUGCUUCAAAUUUAAUCAAUUUUGACGAUGGCCCAGAUCCUCCAAUCCGAAACACUGAGGUUGCUCUCACAUCAACACCACUAGCGACACCUGACCAUGGUGGGGCAAACAACACACCAGCUACACUGCUCGUCGACGUCUUCCAUUCACCACCUGACAGAGAUGCUCCGAGUUCUCGUGAGCGGCGUGAUUCGAUAAGUUCGGAGGUCAGCGAGAGUUCGUUCUAUUCACCAGGGACACCUAGCCGUCAGUAUGUUCCGCCGUCGGAUAUUGAAAGCGAGGUUGACGAACCCUCGUAUGACUUGGACGGUGUCAGAAAGGAGGAGAUAUUUCAUCACCUUCAGAAAGCCGUGGCCAAGAAUAAGAGAUACAAGGCUAAAUUUACUGAUCUCAUGAAUGCUUACAAGGAGCUGGAGCAUGAUAAAGACAAGUUGAAAAACACUCUGACCACGACACAGGACAAGUCUCUGCGGAGGAUAUCCGAGUUGAAAGAACAGUGUCAGCUCGACCAGCUGGCCAAGCAGGAUCUGGAGCAGAACUAUCGACUCAUGUUAGAAGAGAAAGACGAGUUGGUGCGGGUCUUGCAGACACAGAUUAAGUUAUUGAAAGAUGGUAAGGACACCACUGACCAUGCUGAAGAAGACGAUGCUGCCAACACUAAUGCCCUCAAAGAAAAGAUCAAAAGGCAAGAGAUCCUCCUGAACAAAUGCAAGGACACUAUCAGUAAAAACAAGGAGAAAUCAGCUCAGCUGAAUAGUGAGAAGGAGGGGUUGCAAAAGCAGAUCGAUGACUUGAAACAAGAAGCUGAGACCAUGAAGAGCUCCGAAGGCGAAGAGGUUCACAAGUUACGAAGGCAAAUCAUCGAGGCGAGGAACCUGAUUGAGGAUCUCGAGACGGCCAAAGAUCUCGGCAUUGCCGAGACGAAACAGCAGAUGCAUCUGGCGCUGGAGGGGAAGGACGAUGAACUGAAGAAGCUGCGCGAGACGUGUCAGAGUCUGAUGGAGGAGGUCACCACAUUGAAAGAGACCAAUGAGAAGUUAGAGAAAACAAACAAAGACCACCUGGAGAAAUCUCGCGAGAUCAUCAAAAGGUUACAGGAGGAGAAGAAAAAGGUGAUACAGGAAGCCCAGGAGAAGAUAGAGGCUGCAGACCAGUCGAUAGAGAAGGAGAAGGAAGGCCUAUUCCAUGAACUCUCCAGAGGCAAGGCUGAGGCUAUCAAGCUAUUACAGCAAGAGACUGGCAAGAAGAUUCACGAGGCAGAAACGAUGCAAGAGGAGGCCUUGUUACAGCGGGAUCUGGAAUGGGAGAAGAAGCUCGCUGAUAAGGUGCAGGAAUACAGGGAGACAAUUGCUGCCAAGGAAAAGGAAACCGAACAUGCCCUCGUUCAGAAACAAGAGGACUACCAGCGCCUCCUGGAGGAGAAGGAAGACGAGAUGAAACUGGCGAUUGAAGAACGUGAACUCCAAAAGAUGGCAGCACUUAGUCAACAGGACAACAAGAAAGACGAACUCCAGAGGGAGUUGGAUGAGAUGAAAAUGACGAAAAUUGAACUUGAGAAUACCAUCCAGAAAAUAAGUGAUGACCACAGGGCCAAAGUUGCAGACUAUAUCGUUCAAAUUGAGGAAAACUCUACGCGAAAUAAACAAAAGUUUGACAAAAUUAUCAGCAAACACAAAGAAGAAAUUGACAAGAUCAGAGAUGAAAAUCAGAAGGAGUACAAUACAAAAAUAGAAGAAAUGAAACAAGUCCACCAGCAAGAAGUUGACAAGUUAGUUGAAAAGCAUGACUUGAUGAUGCAGGGGACGAAUUCUGAGAUUGAGACGCAUUAUAAGGAGCAGAUUGAAGCUUUGAAGGCGAAGCAGGAGACAGCGCUGCAGGAGAAGAUGUCACAGUUGGAACACUUGCAAGCAGACGUCAGUGAUUUGAAGCAAAAGGUAGAAGAUUUGGAAACGACGCUGAAGAAUCGCACGGAAGAUUUCGAGGGAAGGGUGACGAAGUUGGAGGCAGAGUUAGACAUUGAGAAAAACAAUUGUGAUAAAUUGAUCAAGGAUCGUGAAAAUUUGCAGCUGCAGUUCGAGACGCGGAUAUCAGAGUUGGAGAGUGCGCUGGAGCAGACGACUCAUGGGAAGGAAGAUGCAGAGCGCAGGUGUGCUGAUUUGGCGACGGAAAUUGCUACGUUGAGAACGGAUUUUGCAGAGAAGGAACGAGAACUGGAAGAUAUGCGGAAUGACUUUGAGAAGACAAGAAGUGACCUUGAAAACAGGCUUGAGGUCAAAGACAGAGAAUUUCAACAGAGCGUCGCAAAUAAUGAAGAACAGUUGAAAUGUGAGAAAGAAAAUCAUGAGAAGGAAAUAGCAAGAUUUACGGAGGAAAAAGAACAAGAAAUGGAGCGUGCUCAUGAUGACCUUGAGCAUGUGAAAACUGACCUUGGGAAUAAAUUGGAGGCCAAAGAGAAGGCAUUGCAACAUAGUAUUGAGCAGUAUGAAGAGCGACUAAAGUUUGAUAGAGAAAACCAUGAGAAAGAAACGGCGAGGCGAGUUGAGGCCUUAGAGAUUCAGCAGCAGAGUUCUGUGAGCGAGGUCGCCAGUGACUUGGGAAAUAAGUUACAAGAGGCAAAUGACACCAUAUCAAAUUUAGAAAAAUCUAUUCAGGAUUGGACCCUGAAGACGCAUGAUUUAGAAAACCAUAUCGAGGUCGUCAAAACAGAAGCAGAAAACCGCUUCACUGCAGAGAACGAGGUCAGGGUUUCUACAGAAGAAAAGUUGGUUGCAUGUGAGAACCAUUUGAAAGAGGCCAGAGAACAGAUCGAAAGUUUGGAAGGAGAUAUAAAGGAACGGCUAAAAGCUAUUGCGAGUUUGGAGCAGGUGAAGAAUGAGUUGGAUUCAGAUAUUGCCGGUUUGAAGAAAACAAUUCAAGACUUUGAACAUAUUGUUUCACAGAAGGAGGAGGAGUUAGAGUCUGUAAAGCAGACGGUUACAGAACUUACUGAAAAAUGUCAACAACUUGAAACUGAUUGUCAGCAGAAGGUCGAGGCUGUUGCUGGCCUUGAGCAGACGACAGUUAACCUGGAGCAGACGAUAAAAGAUUUGGAGGGAAGUUUGAGUGAAAAGAAGGAGCAGUUGGGUACUGCAAAUAGCAAAGUUGCUGAGAUGAUUGAGAAAGUUUCACAGCUUGAAUCCGGGCACAUUGAAGGACAGUCACAACUUGAACAAAUUAGGGACCAACUGGAGUCUGAGAUAUCAUCAUUGAAGGAGUCUUUGAGUCUGAAAGGUGAGACACUUGUUCAGAAGGAACAGCUAGUUUCUGAAUUUGAACUGAAAGUUUCUGACUUUGAACAGAAAUGCAAUGGUUUAGAGGAGGCAAGGUUAGAUCUUGAGACAUUGAGGGCUGAACUCGCUAAGGAGGUUGAGGAGUUGACGAACCAGUGUCAGUCUCUCCAAAAUGAGAAAGGAGGGUUAGAUAGUACCUUGACUGAGAAAGAUUCUGUUGUUUUGGAGUUACAGAACAGAACGAGUGACUUGGAGCUAGAACUGAAGUCAAAACUGGAGGAGUUGGAUAAUUUGAAGUGCGAGUUUGAUGGGAGGAGCCAAGCUGAUGUUGAAAGGCUGAAGGCCCUUGAAGUGAGCUUGGAAGAGAAGAACCAGGUUGUUGAGGACUUGAAGGUCAAGGUGGAAAGUCUGGAGGAAGAGUUGUUGAAGAAGAGUUCAGAGAGUGAUGAAAAGGUGGUGCUGUUGAAUGAUUCGCUGAAGGAGAUGUGUUGCACUUUGGAUGAAAAGACGUCUGCUGUGGCGAAUUUGGAAGAAUCAUUGAAAGCACUGAAUGAAAAGUUGAAUGAACAGCAGCAGCACUUUGAUGCUAAGGAGAAGGACUUGAAGGAAAACAACAAGAAUAAUUUGGCACAGCUCAAAGAGGAUGCGAAGGCAAAGAUAAAUGACCUGCGGAAACAACUGCAUGAGAAAACUGAAGAAAAUGAAUCGGCCACAAACAAAUUAGCUGAAAAAAUUGUUGAACAUGACACAAAAUUGAAGUCAGUGGAGGAGAAUUAUCUUCUCACGAUUGAGAAUUUGGAGACAGAAAAUGAGCAGAAGUUCAAGGAUUUGACGGAGAGGCUUAACAGCGAGAAACAGGAGAUGAAGCUUGGUUUUGUUGAGCAGAUUGCUGCGUUGCAGGGGAACGUGGAGGCUGAGCAGCAGAGAUUUCAGAAGUUCCAGGAGAGCGUGAAGGGGAAGUUUGAAGAUCGUGAGGUGAAGUUCAAGGAAAGUUUCGGCAAGUUGAAGGAGAAGUUCCACGACAAAUUGAAAACGAAAGAGGAGGAGUUUGCACAUCAGUUGGAGGCGGUGACCAAUGAUAAAUCGUCCGGGAUGGAAGUGGUCAGUCGAAAUCUUCAGGAGGCGAGGGAGGAGAUGGAAAAACUGAAGGAGGAUUAUGAGAAUCAAUUGAAAGAAUCGGCAGACGACAGCCAAAGAAAGUUGCAGCAACUCCAGGAACAUUUCAAUCUGAAGAUUUCAGAUUUGGUGGCUAAAUCUGAAGCAGACGUGAAGGAGUUGAUUGAAAAGCAUGCAAGUGAGGUGUCUGACCUUGAGAAAGGUAACGAGGUCAAGGUCAGUGUGGCUCAAGGCGAAUUGAAUGACCUUCAGAAACUUCAUGAGGAAAGGGUUGCUGAACUUCUGGCAGAGUUGGAUGAGCUGCAGUCACUGAAAGAAACUAUGCACGAAAUUGAAACCAAGUUGCAUGAAAAGGAGCGUGAGGUUUCAGAAUUGCGCGAAAUAUCUGAAAAGGUGCAGAUCGAGAAAAAUGGUGAGAUGGAGGCAUUGGUGGCCAAAUUGCAGGAAAGUGAAAGACAAGUUCAAGAUCUGGGAGAAAAGUACAAACGGGAUUUGACGGAGAAGGAAAAUCUUUUGAAGGAUCUAGAAGAGAAACUAAAAGACGGUGAUGCAGUCCAUCAGGAGUUGGAGGUCAGAGGUCAAGAAGUGGUGACCUUGAACCAGGAGAUGGCGACCUUGAACGAAUCUUUGGAGGAAAAGAACUCGGAGGUCGGCAAUCUUUUGGAAGAGUCUAAGAGUAAGGAUGCUAGGGUUGCAGUUGCAGAGAACAAGGUUGCAGAGCUUGAAAGUGCUGAUGAAAUUUUGCAGACUCAGCUGAAAACUUUGAAGGACUCUCUGACAAGUGCAGAGGAGAAACUACAGGAGUACAUCACAUCGUAUGACACGUCGAUCGAAGGGUACAAGUCCAAGGAGGAGUCGCUAUUGAAAAAGAUUGAGCAGCAAGAGGAGAAGUUUUCAGGAGAGUCUGAGGUUUUGCAGACGCAGCUUAGAGUGUUGAAAGAUUCCUUAACAAGUGCUGAGGAAAAAUUACAGGAGUAUAUUGCGUUGUAUGACACUUCAAUGGAAGCAUACAAGUCGAAGGAGGAAUCGCUGAUGAAAAAGAUCGAACAGCAAGAGGAGAAAUAUUCCGAGGAGAUUGAGAUGUUGAAAAAACAAGUCUACGACAUGGAUGAGCAGGCGAAGAUGAACUCUGCGGAGCUGCAGGGUUCACUACAGGAGAAAGUGCGGGAAGGGGAGCAGAAGAUACUGGAGGCUCAUGAAGAGCAUCGGAAGGAGGUGGAGAAUUUGGAGAAAACCUGGCAGGAAAAAGUCCAGGUUUUGAAGCAGAAAUAUGGGGCUAAGUUCAAGGACACUGUUGGGGGGUAUUCGACACAAAUUUCUGAACUUGAAUCUGAGAUGGAGAGAGUGAAGGCUGAAAAGGAGAGUUUGGUUCAAGAAAGUGAUCGCCUGGGGGAGAGGUUGAGGGAAGUUGAGGGUGAGGUUGAGACAUUGAAAGGUGAAAAAUCAUCUGUGAUAAAUGACUUGGAACAGGCGACCGCCAGAUUGUCGGAAUUUGAGCAGAAUUCUAGCAGUCUGAUGUCGAAGGUUUCCGAGUUAGAAAAAGUGAUCUGUGAUCGAGAUGGCCUGCUUGAGGAGAAAUCUGCCGAAAUUUCUACAUUGAAUGUUGAGCUUUCAAAUCAUUCGCAAACUGUUGCUGAUCUUGAGCAUAAGAUUCAAGAAUUAAACCGCAAACAUUCAGUGGAGAUUGAGUCGUGCCAGAAAUCUUCGGCAGAGGGUCUCGCCACAGAGGCAGCCAGUCAAGCGGCUAGUCUCGAGCAGGCUAAUUCACAUGUUAGGGAGUUGCAGGAGACUUUAGAAAAUUUGAAAUCUGAGAAAUCGUGCUUGGAAUUGUCUGCUCAAAAGUUGGAUGAGUUGAGCAAGACUCAUGGUGAACUUGUAAACAAAAAUGACUGUUUGGAAAAGGAACAUUCUAGUCUGAAAGUGGAACAUGAAAAAUUAUCACAGACUGUGUCGGCUCUAGAAACAGGGAAAGUAGACAUUCAGAAAGAUUUGGAUGGACAGAGUUCAGAGUUAGAAAAAUUACAACAACAUUUUGAUGAAAAAGUGUCUGAGCAUGGGAAGGUUUUGACAGAAUUGAGAGCUGAGCAUGAACACCUGGUGUCUGAUAUGAGAGCAGACUAUAAGGAAAAGAUGCAAAAAUUGGUUGAUGAGGGCAAUGCCAAGUUGGUUGAUUUGAAGAAAAAGGCGGAGAUGAAGCUUUCUCAGAUUAAGAAACAGCUCCAGGGGGAUAAAGAAGGCGCAUUUGAGGAUUUGAAUGCGUUGUUGUCAAAGACACAGGACCAAGUGACGGAGUUGGAAAAGCAAGUGGAUGCUCUUCGGAAGGAGAGAGAGGACUUGGGGACAGAGUUAGCGGAGUCAAAAGAGGAGAAGGAUAAGUUGAAGAGAGAGCUCAAUGAAUAUGUUGAGAAAAAUGAAAGUGAGUCUUCUGAAGUUGUAUCGAAGUUUGAAGCGAAGCAACAGUUGGAACAAAAACUAAAAAUGUUGAUUCAGAAUUUGAAAGUUGAGAAAGAGGAAUUGAAUACGAAGAUUGUGGAAUUGGAAAAGAAUAAGUCUGAUCUGGAAUCGAAAGUGAAAUCAUUGGAGAAGGAGUUGGCGUUCUCAAAGGAGAAAUACGAGGUGAAAUGUGGCGAGUAUGAUGUAGAUCUCAAGACGAUGAAGUUCGAGCACGAAAAGGAGAUGAAGGAUUUGCGUGCGGAGACUGAGGGGAUGGUCGAAGACAUGCAGACCACGAGUAACUCCAAACUGAAGCAGCUCGUCAGAGAGUUUAACCUGAAGAUUGCGGAGAAGGACAAAGAAUACCACGACCUGUUCAACAAUGCCAGUGAAAAGAGUCAGCGAGUGGAGGAGAGGGCUCACCAUGAACAUAAUGAGGCAAUGGAGGAAUUGAUGAAGGAUCUCCAUGAGAAGGACGUCCGCAUGGAGGAUAUGAUGCACGAAUAUGAGCAAAAGUUGAAGGAUAAGGAUAACGAGUUGAGGGGUACGGUUGACGAACUCCGACGAGAGAUUGACCGCCUUGAGAACAUCCUACAGCAGCAGGAGGAUGACCAUGCAGCAGAGUUACAAGAGAUGGAGGAGAGGGUGCAGGGCCUGGUCGAGGAGAGAACGCGGAAACGUGACGUCAUUCACAAAGAGGAAGUGACGGCAUUGACGCAUGAAUGGGACAUGGAGAGAAAGCCCACAGAUGGCGCUAAUGAUGCUGCCGCAGUCCUGUACACCACCGAUGCAUAUCUAGAGGAACUAGUGCGACAGAACCAGCUGGCCCUCGCUGCCAUCACCAGCGGGUCGAGUAGCGGAGGCAUGUUGAGAAGCCAAGUCAUACAGCUGUCGAAGGAACUGGAGGAUCUCCGAGCAAAGCACAGUCUGCAACUUGCCGAGGUCCAGGGCAACAAGGAGAUGGUGUUGGGAAAACUCCCGCCACCACUGUUGUCCAUGAAAGCGAUGAGGAAUGCCACGGAGGGCGGGGAGGACGUCGACGAGUUACAGCAGCUCGAGUUACAUAACAUGAACCUUCAGGCUCAGGUGUCGCAGAUGAAUGGAGAGAUGGCUCAGCUGAAGAUACGAGAGCGAGAAAUGAUGCAGCGGCUUGAGCAUUCUCAGGGUCGUCUAAGUGCCUACGAGCGUGGUGAGACGCCCCCGCCUAGUCCCUAUGCAUCCAACAACUCUACACACGACUCCGCCCCAUCAUUCCAUGAGCCAACAGAAGCUGAAUACCUCCGCAAUAUUUUGUACCAGUAUAUGCUUGGCAAGGAGACAAAGACGCUUGCUCGAGUCGUUUGCACAGUUUUAAAGUUCUCCUCUGACCAAACAAGGAAGGUGCUAGAACGUGAGGAGGCAAAGUUAGCGCCCUAAUUCUGGGAUGCUUAUUUUAACAACUCAUGGGUUUAUUUGGUAGUCCUUGAAAGUAGGAGACGAUUCCUCUGCAAUAAAACCAAGAUGUUCCAAUAUUCUCGAGAUGCCAUAGAAAACAUGGACGAAACAUUCCAGAGACGUGCCUCAAGUAUAUCCGCUAAACACAUGUCUCCCUAACCUGUCUGAUGGUCGUGUUGGAGAGGAUUGCCAUGAUAAAGGCUUGCCGGUUCAUUUUGGUUGCCCAAGAUCUCUAUCUUGUUCUUUCCAAAAACCAAACAGAACUUGGCUAAAAUACUGUGUAGGUAGAGGGAAGAAGUCACAUUAAAUUAUAAAAUUCACGCUUAAAUUAUAAAAUUUUCCUUAUUGGUAAUUUCUUCAUCGGUAUAGUAUCAAAAUCUUCUGUAUGGGUAUUUAAAAAGAAUUCUCUUUUUGUCUCAAAGUCUUGCCUAUUGCUUGAUAAAUCUUGCCGGAAUUGUCUACACAUUCUCCUUGACCUGUCAAGACUGAGUACCUUCAUACACGCACAAUGUACUGUGUUGAUUCGUUCUAGCCGGCUGAGGGGGCCUGUAUGAAAGUACUGUUGACGUGUUAUUGGCCUAUGUGAAACCAGCUUAAAUCCAUCAGUGCCGUAUCUUGGUUAUUCAUGAAAGGUAUCUUGGGGUGUAUUCAAGUAUGUUAAUUUCAUGAGUUUCAAGAAUUCUUCAGUAGCAACUGUGAUAUUAGUUGAACCAACUUCACCAUAUGUUGAAACACUAUUUGCUGUUCUAAAUGCCAGCUUUCCACAGUUUUUCUUGUAUUGGAGUGGUAACCUCAUCCCCAAGGAUGCAAUGAUGCUACCUCUCCUAUACUUGCUCUGUGCUGGACAAACAGGUCCAAGCUCCCUGGGUUUAGAUUGCAUGAAAAUAUUCUGUUCUGUCUUAUGAUGUAAAGUUUGUCAAAAUGCAAAUCUACAUGUAUGUUAGGAUUAGAUAUCAGAGAAUUCUGUCCAAAACUGUUAUAAAGUUGAGUUAUAGAUAUGUAUUCCCACAAAUAUAUAUAGCUUUUAUGUUAAUAUGCCAAACUGACAUAAGUUAGAAGAGUAAUGUACUAAAGUCUAUUCAUGGUCUGUUUGUUCUCAAGGCCUGUAUAAUUUAUUUGUUAUCCUAGCUGUUAGCUCUUUGAACCGUAAUUGUGGCAUGAAACAGGUAUACCAAUUUGAAUCUGUUGAUCCUAGGACAUUAUAUACAUGUCUCAUUGUGUGAAGUGUCUCCAUCUCUGGUGUUGUACAUCCGUAGCAAGACUCAACUAUGAUUCCCUAAUGGCAUAGAUUUAACACCUUCAGCGCCGAACCACGUAGAUCUACGUGGUCCAAAUCCCCCCUCUUUGAGCUGGUUAUCGGAGUCUCAUGGCCUUCAUGUAAGAACUACGCCAUCGCCAUCUUCAGGGUAAGAGAGGAACUGAAAAGACCAAACGGUCUUACCAGUUCCUACCGUGCCCUGAAGAUGGCGAUGGCGUAGUUCAGAACUUGAAACAACUUCAUGAAAGAGCUACGCCAUCGCCAUCUCCAGGGCAAGGUAGGAACUGGAAAGACCUCUUGUCUUCAGUUCUGUGGGAGGGGGAUUUGGGGCACGCUGGUUCGGCGCUGAAGGUGUUAAUAUAAAUCGGUCAUCGUCAUUUUAAAAUCCAUCUCUGCCUUUCUGCUAAAUGUAUGAGUAAAUGUAAAACCUGAUCAGUAUUACUCUUGUGAUAAGGUGUCUCUGUCGGAUUAUAAGGUGUCACUGUCAAUCUAUUUUGUCCUAGUUGAAGUAACCAGGAGUUGGAAGUUGACCUAUUUAUAUUCUGUCUUAAAGGGGAGUUGCUGUUGACCUCUUCUGUCAAGAAAUGGAGUGAUAAUCUAUUCUCUUAAACGAACCUGUGGUGUCUUUUUCUUUUCUAGACUAUAUCGCAUAUCAGGCACAUCAUUCCAGGAAAAAAUAUUGAAAAGCCGAAAUACAACAUUCAUAUAUGUAUGGUACACUUUAAAAAGUAACCCGGUUGAAAAUGAUUUUGAAUAUCUUUUAGCAGUUUUGUAAAUUUUGCUUUUGUGAAAUGCAUUUCAUCGUUAAUGCUUACUAGUUUGCUUGCGAUGUCCCCAUGAAAUGGGUCUGAAUGAUUGUUCCAAUGAUUGUCCCAAUGAAGGUUCAUUGGUUGUUUAUGAUGACCAAAUUUAUUGCAAAGAUUAAUUAUCUUUGCUCAAGUGUUUUUGGUGGCUAAGGGGUUUUAAGUGUUGUAUGUACGGUAUGAAUUAUGUAUCAUUCAUCUUGUAUGAUAUCAUUGUCAAAAAGGUUGUAAAUAUUACAAAUACAUAUAUAAAAGGAAUAAAUAUA
Molecule: messenger RNA, 11055 nt
Organism: Lineus longissimus
Lineage: Eukaryota; Metazoa; Nemertea; Pilidiophora; Heteronemertea; Lineidae
Product: golgin subfamily A member 4-like
Exons: 21
Coding region: 260-8710 (2816 amino acids)
Biological process (GO): Golgi vesicle transport
Cellular component (GO): Golgi apparatus
Molecular function (GO): small GTPase binding
Source: RefSeq, a predicted model, not a curated record